Lucilia cuprina (Australian sheep blowfly) is the source of this 4974-nucleotide messenger RNA. RefSeq lists its product as uncharacterized. Gene Ontology annotation, cellular component: G protein-coupled receptor heterodimeric complex; membrane. Gene Ontology annotation, molecular function: G protein-coupled GABA receptor activity. The record is from RefSeq and is a predicted model, not a curated record. The transcript has 10 exons. NCBI's taxonomy places the organism in Eukaryota, Metazoa, Arthropoda, Insecta, Diptera, Calliphoridae. The coding region runs from base 234 to 4820 and encodes 1528 amino acids. Gene Ontology annotation, biological process: G protein-coupled receptor signaling pathway; gamma-aminobutyric acid signaling pathway.
CCUAAAACCGUUAACUGUUAACCUUUACAAAUACAUCGAAAGAAAAAAAUACUUGAACUUUUACUUAAAGAAUGUUUUUAAUUAACAAACAAAAAUAUGCCAAAAAGAGUGCUAAUAAACAGUAAAAUAAGAACAAUUAAAACAAUUUUAAAAAUACGCCAGAAAACUAAACAAAAAACAAAGACGAUACUUUCUACAACACGCCAAAACAUAAUAUUAACGACAAAAGCGAAAUGUCAAAAACAAAACAAAAACGAUGGCGUUGGCAACAUACACGACAUCUACAAUAUAUAUAUUUGGUAAUUAUGGCAGCAGCAAUUAUUGUACCAAUUAGUAUGACAAGGUGCAACAUGACAGCGAUAACAAAUACAAAAACUUCUACGCCAGCAGCAUCUGCUGCAACAAUUGUUGAUGCAGCAACAGCAGCAGAAAAUAGUGUAAAAUUAAAUAAAACUUUAAUAAAUGUGGAAAAAUGCAAUAGUAGUAAUGUAAUUAAAACAAAUCAAACGAAAAUGUCAAUUAGUGUAAAUGAAACAUUAAAUAUUUUACAAAAUGAAAAGCAAUAUCAAGCAAUUUUAAAUAAAACAAAAACAACAACAACAAAAAACGUAAAUAACCGUCCUGUAAAUACAGAGUGUAUAAAAAAAGUUAACAAUAUAGAAACAACAAGAAGAAGAAGAAGAUUGCAAACAACACAGCAACACCAAAUUGCAUUUAAAAAUAUAUUACAAUCAUCAUUGGCAACAAGAGCAACAACAACAACAGCAGCAACAUCGACAAAAAUCAAUGACAAUCAUUUUACUUCCUUUUCCUUUUUAUCACCAACACCACCGUCAACAACAACAGCACCCUCACAAAAUAAACAUUCGUUUGCAUUCCAACGCCAACGUCGCUAUUCAAAACACAAAUUUUAUUCAAAUUCUUCUAUGUCUAACAAUUCUUCCUCAUCCUCCUCUGAAACCUCUUCAUCAUCAUCUUUACCCGUUUCAUUGGGUCUGUGGCAGCAACAGUAUUUAAAGGUUAAUCAAGUUUUCGAAAGUGAACGUAUUUCAAGUCGUAACAGUAAUUUACAACAAAAUCGUGGUAAAAUCGUUUUACUUGGUCUUUUUGAACUUUCAACGAAAACGGGUCCGCGACCAGAGGGUUUAAGUGAAUUGAUUGCUGCCCAAAUGGCUGUCGAGCAUAUAAAUAGUAAGAACUUAUUGCCGGGCUAUACGCUGGAGCUGAUGACGAACGAUACACAGUGUGAUCCCGGUGUUGGUGUCGAUCGUUUCUUUCAUGCCAUUUACACACAACCCUCUACACGCAUGGUCAUGCUGUUAGGUUCGGCCUGUUCCGAAGUCACCGAAAGUUUAGCUAAAGUUGUGCCCUAUUGGAAUAUAGUACAAGUAUCUUUUGGUUCUACCUCACCCGCCCUUAGUGAUCGUCAAGAGUUUCCCUAUUUCUAUAGAACGGUAGCACCCGACUCUUCUCACAAUCCCGCCAGAAUAGCAUUUAUAAGACGUUUUGCUUGGGAUACGGUAACGACAUUUUCACAAAAUGAAGAAAUUCACUCGUUGGCCGUUAAUGAUUUGGUAACCGAACUGGAGGCGGCGAAUAUAUCUUGUGCUGCCACCAUAACUUUUGGAGCCACCGAUUAUAAGGAACAAUUGCUGUUGCUACGUGAAAGUGAUACACGUAUUAUAAUUGGUAGUUUUUCUCCAACUCUGGCUCCGCUGAUCUUGUGUGAAGCUUAUCGUUUGCGUAUGUUUGGUGCCGAUUAUGCUUGGAUUUUGCAUGAAAGUAUGGGUGCUCCUUGGUGGCAUGAACUCUCUGGCACCGGUUCUUAUUGUUCGCAGUCCGAGUUGCAGGCAGCUGUGGAAAAUUUAAUUAUUGUUUCCAGCCACAAUAGUAUUGUGGGCAAUGAUAUGAGCUUAAGUGGUUUGAAUAAUGACAUGUUUUACAUGCAAUUAAACAAACAAUCGGAAAAAUUUCAGCAGAAUUUUAACAAUCCUGAUAAUUUCUACAAACAACAUAAAACUCGUGCCACAACAACAGCAACAACAAGUGGCAAUAGUAAAAAUCGCAGAAACGUUAAAACAAACCACGAAACCACAAAAAGUGUAAGAGCAAGAGACGCCAACAAGGGCAAAAGGAACAUUAAUGAAAUGAAUACUUCUGCAUUAACCAGCUUCACAACUGCAACAUCAUCUGCCACAACUUUAAAGGAAACCUUUUCUGCUGCUGCUGACACCGUUACCACCGAUUCUCCAACGAACGUGAUUUCCCGUUAUGCUCCCCAAACGUACGAUGCUGUUUGGGCUAUUGCUUUAUCACUGCGUGGCGCCGAACAACGUUGGCGUAAGGAUGCCAUGCAACAAUCGAAAUUAGAUCGUUUCGAUUAUACACGCAGUGACAUGGCCAGCGAAUUUUUACAACAAAUGGGAAAAUUGGAUUUUUUGGGUGUAUCGGGUCCUGUUUCGUUCAGUGGUCCUGAUCGCAUUGGCACCACUGCCUUCUAUCAAAUACAAAAUGGUCAACUCGAGCCAAUAGCGUUAUAUUAUCCCGCCGCCAAUGCAUUAGACUUUCAGUGUCCACACUGUAAACAUGUUAAAUGGCAUGGCGGUCAGGUGCCAAUAGCAAAAAGGGUUUUCAAAGUACGUGUAGUGACAAUAGCACCUUUGGCAUUUUACACAAUUGCCACACUGGCGUCAGUGGGUAUAGCGAUGGCAUUGGCAUUUCUGGCAUUUAACCUGCAUUUUCGUAAAUUAAAAGCCAUUAAAUUGUCAAGUCCAAAAUUAAGUAACAUCACCGCUGUGGGUUGUAUUUUUGUCUAUACUGCUGUCAUACUUUUGGGUUUGGAUUAUUCCACUUUGCCUUCACAUGAGGAUUCUUUUGCUACUGUUUGCACGGCACGAGUUUAUUUGCUGUCAGCUGGGUUCUCGUUGGCCUUCGGUUCAAUGUUUGCCAAAACAUAUCGUGUUCAUCGUAUUUUCACACGCACCGGCAGUGUUUUCAAGGAUAAAAUGCUACAGGAUAUUCAACUUAUUUUAUUAGUUUGCGGCCUGUUGCUAGUCGAUGGUCUUGUUGUCACCUUAUGGGUUGUCACUGAUCCCAUGGAACGGCAUUUGCAUAAUUUAACAUUGGAAAUCAGCAAUAUAGAUCGAAGUGUUGUCUACCAGCCGCAGGUGGAAGUCUGUCGUUCACAACACACACAAACCUGGCUGGGAGCUCUAUACAGCUAUAAGGGUCUUUUGCUGGUGGUUGGUGUCUAUAUGGCCUGGGAAACACGUCAUGUAAAAAUACCAGCUCUCAAUGAUUCACAAUACAUUGGAGUGUCUGUGUACAGUGUUGUCAUAACAAGUGGCAUUGUAGUGGUUUUGGCAAAUCUUAUAUCCGAACGUGUUACAUUGGCUUUCAUAACGAUAACAGCAUUAAUACUCACCUCAACAACAGCCACUUUAUGUUUGCUUUUUAUACCCAAGUUGCAUGACAUAUGGGGGAGAAAUGAUGUUGUUGAUCCUGUUAUCCAUAGCAUGGGCUUAAAAAUGGAAUGUAAUACUCGCAGAUUUAUGUUAGAUGAUCGGCGUGAAUUGCAAUAUAGAGUAGAAGUACAAAAUCGUGUGUAUAAAAAGGAAAUAGCUAAUUUAGAUGCUGAAAUCAAAAAACUGGAAAAAAUGCUAGAAUCUGGUACAGCAUCAACGACUACUUCAUCAUCUACUUCUAUAUUUGCGGCGUUAAAGCCUGAAGUAACCUUUACCAGCGACACUUUUACCCACCUGCCCGCUCCUAGUCAUGGCAGUAAGUCACGCACACCCAGCAUAUCAGGUAUUUUACCAAAUCUUUUACUCUCGGUACUACCACCCGUAAUACCCAGAGCUAGCUGGCCUUCGGCUGAGUAUAUGCAAAUACCUAUGAGAAAAUCAGUAACAUUUGCCUCUCAACCACACCUUGAAGAUCGUACCAUAGCCGAAUCUUGUUUGCCGGCACAAGAUCUACUGAAUUUGCGUUUAGCCCACCAACAUGCUACCGAAGCGAAAACCGGUCUAAUCAACAGAUUACGUGGCAUCUUUACACGCACACAAUCUAGUAAUAAGGGUUCUUUAGCCAGUCUAGCGGAUCAGAAAGGCAUUAAGGCUGCUCUGAAAACACACAUGGGUCUUUUCACCCGCCUCAUACCCUCCUCUCAAACAGCCUCCUGUAAUGCCAUAUAUAGUGAACGAAAAUCGGAAGUAGAUUUAUGUCUCCAUCAAACGGGAGAUAAUAAUCUUAAACCGCUUAAACGCAAGUCAUUAGCCAAAAGUGGCACUCACUUAGAUGUAACACCCAUAGAUCCUAAUUUCCUACCCAUACCCACCAUAUCAGCUGAGACCAUAGAUAUAGCUCAGCAGUGUCAGACACACUAUCAGCCGCAACACACACAGUCCACGUUUAAUGUACCCAUAAUCGAAGUAGAAAAUAAGUAUAUUUUAGAACCCGAAACUAAAGUUAAUUUUCAAUUACCCGCCAAUCGUAGACCGUCAAUAGCUCAAAUUCAUCCCUCGCUAAGGGAGAGAGUAAAAGGUUCUCCUAGAUUUCCUCAUAGAGUACUACCGAUUGCCAGUAGUUUAAGUGCUCUAGAGGAAACCAACGAUCGGGGUUCAGUGAAAGGUAGAAUGUCUUUGAAAAGAGCUUCUAUUGUGGGUAAUUGGAAAUCGAUGGAGGUUUCGUCGGGCACUAGACUUUCUUUAACCGAUUCUCAUGAUGAUAUGCGCAAAAUGGAAAAUAUAACAGUGGAAAUUAAUAAUAAGGGUAAGGAGGAUAUUAUAACGGUAGAAAUAACGCAUGUAACCGAGGACUAGGAAAUGUUGAAAUGUUAAUCGUUUUAUUAAAUUAUAUUUUUUUAUCAAAAGUUUAAAUUUUCCGAAAUUUCAUACAUGUAUCAGUCAAAAAGUUCAUUUGUCACUUUUUGCACGAACUGAUCCUUAGAACAUUUUCUCAGCAGAUCAUCUAAAC